Austrofundulus limnaeus is the source of this 1650-nucleotide messenger RNA. It is a transcript of the gene dph2, whose product is annotated as diphthamide biosynthesis 2. Lineage: Eukaryota; Metazoa; Chordata; Actinopteri; Cyprinodontiformes; Rivulidae. The record is from RefSeq and is a predicted model, not a curated record. Bases 115 to 1557 code for a protein of 480 amino acids. The transcript has 7 exons. Gene Ontology annotation, biological process: protein histidyl modification to diphthamide. Gene Ontology annotation, molecular function: 2-(3-amino-3-carboxypropyl)histidine synthase activity.
AAAGCACGCGAAAUAUAAACAUUUGUGUUUUUAAAAGAUUGGAAUUAGCAGCUAAGCUAACAGCUACAGCUAGUGGUUAGCACGUCAUACAGUUUGUAAGCGUCUCCUGUUGUCAUGGCUGAUGCGUUCAGUAGCAGCUCGGAAAUCGUAAUUCUGCGAGUCUCGGACGUCACCGUGAAGAAAAACACUCCGGAGGACAAACUUGAAGAGUUUUAUCAGAUUAGAAAGACAUGCGAGUUCAUCAAAGAGCACAACUUUAAAAAAGUUGCUCUUCAGUUUCCUGAUGAGCUGCUGGUUGAUUCAGUGGCAGUGGCUGAGGAGAUUGAGAGAAACAGUCAAGUCAAGACAUAUAUUUUAGGAGACACGUCUUAUGGCAGCUGCUGUGUGGACGGGGUUGCAGCCGAACACGUUGGAGCUGACUGCAUCGUGCACUACGGCGGCGCCUGCCUCAGCCCGUCCAGACGACUUCCUGUGAGGUACGUCUUCGAGAAAAGACGGCUGGACGUGGACACCUGCUCCUCGUCCUUCAGAGACCUUCAUCCUGACCCUGAGACGCACGUCGUCCUCCUCUACGAUGUCAACUACCACCACGCUGUCGGUGAUCUUCUGGCCCGUCUCUCUCUGGAGUAUCCGAACCUCGUUGCCUCAGAGCUCGUUAUGGAAGGUGAUCAGAAUAAGCCCCGCCUCUCUGAAGACCAGCAGGUGGUCUGUCAGUUUGGAAGGCGGUUCGUCUUGAAGAGUGGGACCACCCUGACGGAUUACAGGAUGUUCUACGUUGGCCAGGAGGGGGCGACRUUACGGAACUUCAUGAUGACGUGGAACCGCUGCUCCUUCUGCUCGUUUGACCCUGACUCGUCGACGGGGAGGGCGGAGUCUGUAAACGUUAACCGCGCUCUGAUGAAGCGAUACUACGCCAUAGAGCGGGCCAAAGAUGCCGGUGUGGUGGGCAUCCUGGUGGGCACCCUGGGCGUGGCCGACUACCUGGCCGUCAUCCAGCAGCUGAAGGAGGCGGUCCACCGGGCCGGGAAGAAGAGCUACCUGUURGCCGUGGGGAAACCCAACGUGCCCAAGCUCGCCAACUUCCUGGAAAUCGACGUGUUUGUGCUCGUGGCGUGCCCCGAGAACUCGCUGCUGGACUCCGGGGAGUUCUUCAAACCCGUGUUGACGCCGUUUGAGAUGGAGGUGGCCUGCAACAGGAAGAGGGAGUGGUCCGAGGAGUACGUCACCGACUUCAGGUGCCUCCUGCCAGGUGGCCAGAGUCACGUUCCGUUGUCUGACCAGCAGGAGGAGGAGGAGGAUGAGACGGAUGUGUCUUUAAUCACUGGAGCUCUGCGAAGCCAGAAUCUGAACCGGGACCCUGCAGAACCCUCGUCUGGAUCUUCUGUGGUCCUCAGGAACCAGACUCUGACUGUAGCCAACACAAACUCAGCCGCGUGUUUCCUGGCAGGUCGGAGCUGGCGUGGUUUAGAGCCGAAGCUGGGCGAGACGCCGGUGGUGAAGGCAGUGGAGGGCAGGAGAGGCAUCGCCAUCGCCUAUGAAGAGGAAGGAACAUCGUGACAAUUCAGAUUAUUUAUUCAUUUAAAUGCGUAUCAAACCUGAGUGAUUAUUAAAUGAUUUUCUUAAAUAAAAGGCUGGGUUUUGUUUUUACCA